This is a messenger RNA of Lates calcarifer (barramundi perch), 4153 nucleotides long. It is a transcript of the gene gpr63, whose product is annotated as G protein-coupled receptor 63. Bases 556 to 1839 code for a protein of 427 amino acids. The transcript has 2 exons. Lineage: Eukaryota; Metazoa; Chordata; Actinopteri; Centropomidae. The record is from RefSeq and is a predicted model, not a curated record. Gene Ontology annotation, cellular component: membrane. Gene Ontology annotation, molecular function: G protein-coupled receptor activity. Gene Ontology annotation, biological process: G protein-coupled receptor signaling pathway.
GUAGCCGACAGUGAGAGCAGUUUGCAACAGUGUAGUGAUUAUUCGGGCCACUUGCAGUACAUAGGUCGAUACAUCUGGUGUUGGAGGAUGUGCCGCUCACAUCUAACAUCUGAAUGAAGCAGAGGGAAAAGAAAAGCGGAAAACAUGAGCUAAAUAUUCAUUCACCCCAUAAAAACGAGGACAGUCAGAGCCGUCUUUCCCGGGCUCCUUUGGAGACAAAGCGAGACUGACCAAAUGCGGAUUUCACUCUUUCUACGGCUUCAUUUGUGUAGGUGGCAUCACCGACUGUCGCACUGUUGGUAAAAGACAGUCACAGGCCCACAUUUUGAAAAAAAAAAAACAUUACUGGCCUUCUUCUGUGGUGGGAGCGACUUCUUCAUGUGUUGACCACACCGGGGAGGAGAAGACUGUUGUCGAGAUGUUCCGCUUGGAGGACUGAGCCUCAGCACACCGCCCGCUCCUGAGCCUCAAACAUGGGAGAAUGAGACAGGGUUUUGACGCCAUGAAGAAGCCACCACGUUGCAUUCAACUGGUAAUACCUGUGUGCACGGCAUCAUGUCGAGAGUGAGCUCACCAGCAACAAUGCCUGCUCACCCUGGGGAAGAACCGUUCACUCCACUACUGUUCCCCUUCAAGAGACAAGGGACACUAACGCUAGUCUCUGCUGCCUCCUUUACGGGGCUGCUGAAGCUUUCUGAGAGCCCCGCGAUGGAGGACAUCUCCAUGGCGAACAUUUCCCUGGGCUCCUAUUCGCCUCCGGAGCCCGUCACACCAACUGCAGAGGCCUCGCAGAGUCUGCAGGGUGUCGGCCUACCUCUGCAGGUCUUCUUCUGCUUCGUCAUGGCUGCCAUCCUGCUGGUGGCCCUGUUGGGGAACGUGGUGGUGUGCCUGAUGGUGUACCAGAGAUCUGCCAUGCGCUCAGCCAUCAACAUCCUUCUGGCAAGCCUGGCAUUCGCAGACAUGAUGCUGGCCAUCCUGAACAUGCCCUUUGCUCUGGUUACUGUGGUGACCACCAACUGGAUUUUCGGAGACCUUUUCUGUCGAGUGUCAGCCAUGCUCUUUUGGUUCUUUGUGAUGGAAGGCGUGGCUGUACUCCUCAUAAUAAGCAUAGAUCGUUUUCUUAUUAUUGUCCAGAAGCAAGAUAAGCUGAGCCCACAGAGAGCUAAAGUGCUUAUAGUGGUCACAUGGGGGCUGUCUUUCAUUUUCUCUUUCCCCCUGGCCGUUGGGUCCCCUCCUCUACCUGUCCCUCCAAGAGCCCCUCAGUGUGUAUUUGGCUACAGCAUUGAGCCUGGCUACCAUGCCUACGUAUUGAUCCUAAUGCUAGUCUUCUUCUUCAUGCCUUUCAUGGUCAUGCUGUAUACAUUCAUGGGGAUCCUGAACACCAUCCGCCACAACGCCAUCCGCAUCCAUAGCCACCCAGACAGCAUCUGUCUAAGCCAGGCCAGCAAACUGGGUCUGCUGAGCCUCCAGAGGCCCUUCCAAAUGAACAUAGACAUGAGCUUCAAGACCCGUGCCUUCACCACCAUCCUCAUCCUCUUCUCUGUGUUUACAGUGUGCUGGGCACCUUUCACUGCCUACAGUCUGGUAACUACCUUUAGUGAUGGGUUCUACCAUAAAGACAGCUUUUUUCAAAUCAGCACAUGGGUCCUGUGGUUGUGCUACCUCAAGUCAGCCCUCAACCCUCUCAUUUACUACUGGCGGAUCAAGAAGUUCCGCGAUGCCUGCCUUGACCUGAUGCCCAAGUACUUCAAGUUUCUUCCUCAGCUGCCAGGAAACACGAAGAGACGCAUACAGCCGAGCGCAGUUUAUGUGUGUGGAGAGCAUCGUUCUGUGGUUUAAAGGAAAAAUCCAUCCUUCAAACACUUAAACACUGGUUUAAAAAAAAAAAAACACACACUUCUUCACUUAAUGUACUUUGCAGUUGUGGGCCUGUUUCGCUGUUUGGUGGUAUACUUCUCUUAGCAGGUGUUCAGACUGAAAGUAGCACUGCAUUAGAAAAGGCAAGGGGAGGUGUUGAUGUGGGUGUGUUGCUACAGGGACCAGGAGAAGAUGAAAUACAAUCCAAAAAAAGUAAUGUUUUGGUAUUGGAAGAGAAACUCAGGUAUUAUAACAGAACUAGUGUCCAGCCCUAUUUCAAAGUUGUAGAAUCCUGGCUUGUAGAUGGGGAGCUUCAAACCACUGUUGUGGCAUCUGAUAAGUCUUAAAUUUCAUGGAUGUUUGACUCAAACUGAACUUUCUGAUACUAUAUUUGGAGAGAAUACAAAUUUUUCUACAAAAGCCUUUUUUGAAUUUAACUAAAGAAGCCAAAAUAUCAGCAAAUGUUAAAUCUAAAUGAGGAACUGUCUGUCUGCGAUAAAAUAUUCUAAACUCAAGGCUUAGUUGCAUUUUCUGGGGGCUUUUGGUGUAUCUCAUGGCCAUCUUCAGUGAAUGGACUACUCAGGUGCAGUAAUUUGACCUAAGGAUGGAACUUCACAUGAUAACCACUCAAUAUCAUGUGAUAGAUGGUUGUAAUAGUUGUGUAUGGCGGGGGUGACCCUGUCUCCACUCAGGCUUUGGAGUACGGUCGACAGCACUGCCAGAUGACGUGGUAUUGUGGCAGAAGUUGAGUCAGGGUCAACCUUUUUUUCUGGACCCUCAUUUUUUUCUGGAACCUUCAGCAGAGAAACCCCCACAGUGUUGAAUGCAGUGCUAAGCUUAGUCUGACUUUACAUUUUGCACUGAGGUUCAGAAACUGUCAGGGCGCACAUGAAAUAUCCAACAGGUAAACGGCAACUGGACUCACUGCAUGGAAGAUAAUUUUUUGCAUCCAAUCAAAUCACCAAACCUACAAUUUUUAUUUCUCUCAUUGUGGUCUAGUGAGGUUUAGUACAUGUUGGCUGUACUGAAAGUAGUUGCAGAAUCAAGCUACAUUUUCCAUAAUAUUCAGAAGGUGCCCUGGACUGGAUCCAACAGAUUGUCGUUGCAAAUAUUGAACUUGUCUACUAGACCACACUGAAAGUCCAGUUGCCUUCAAAGUCUGUGAAGAUUCUCAGUCAGGUCAUUGUAUAUGAAGAGGUAGCAACUCAAAAGCAACUGUGCUGGCUGUUUAGUUUUGGUCUGAAAUAGCAGACCAAACAACAAGUACAUUUGUCUUUGAUUUAGUACUUGUAGAUACAACUGUGCAGGGAAAAUGCAGUGCAGAAGAGGCAGAGACACUUAUUUCCACCAACAGCAUCAGGAAUCUUCAACUAAUCUUUAGUAACAGGGCUGGGUAUUUGAGUCUUGGUACCAAUAGCAGAAUUUUUCAGUUGUAAGUUCUCAAAUGUUAAAUAGCAGCCAUACAAGAUGUUUGCUGCAAUGAAGUCUAGAAUUACCAAAAUUAUUACUGACAUGAGGAACUAUCUGGUCAUGGAGUGAGUCAAGAUAAUUAUAUUAUAGAUUAUUGAGUACUUGACUGUUUUUAAUACUUGAUUCAACCAGCAUAUUUGUUUUGGUACAGAGGGUAUUUAAAGUGGACACCCAGCCCUGCUCAGUAGACCAGAAUGCAGUGCAGCAACUCCACAUUUAAUGCCAAGAAUACAAUCAUGGAUAAACGUGCUCUCUUGCUCUUAUGCUCUCAGCUAUGGUUCUUAUUCCACCUACUCAACCCACAGUACACACUUGUUCUCUGAGGGUGACACAGUGCCAUUCUUGGUCAUAAAAGAAACCUUUAAGUGAAGUUGUCAGCUGAAGGAAAUCAUAGAAAUCCAUUUAAACACUUUAUACCUGCUAGAAUGCACUGAAUGGCAUUGGCACAUGCCUUGUGAGAGUAUCCAGGGGUGAAUUUUUUCCUUUAAUAUUGUGCUAAGAAGCCAGGCGCUGUUGGGUUUGACCUGACCCAUAUGUCUUUUCAUGCCACUGGAGUCAGGUUGUGGGGAAAGGACAGUUUGUUUUAGCUGCGUAGAAGUUGUUUUAUAGGGCAUGUAAAUUAAUGGCUUAAAUGGAAUUUGAAUGUGGUCAGACAGCGGUCAUGACACAUUUGAACGUGUGUGUGUUUCAAUUUAAAUGUUUUGGAUGUGCCUAUUGAUUAGUCCAUUUGCCAGUCAGAAUGCUGCUAUAUCUGGUGAAAAUGUGCAAUUUCAGUGUACUGUACUGUUGAAUGUAAUAAAGAAAUAGACAUUUCUUACCUUGGUAA